AUGACUUCUACUCCAUACAUGCUUCAGCCAGUAUCAAACAUCUGCUCGGCUAUACUAGACAAGCAAUUCCGUCAUUCUAUAGGCAAUUCCCACCUACCUGCUGGACCAAGUCCUCUACCGAUAAUUGGCAAUGUUCAUCAGAUGUUGACUCAGCGCCCCAUCGAAGUGGUUCACAAAUGGCACCAAAAGUAUGGCACCAUGGUGGCCUUCCGCUAUGGCCAACAAUUGGCCAUCAGCAUUGGCUCCUUUGACAUCGCACAAGAAUUGCUAACCAAGCGAGGUGCUAUUUACAGUUCACGUCCUCAAUUUGCUAUCGCGACCCGCAUGACCCGCGGAGUCAACUCGGCUAUCAUGCCGUACGGCAAGGAAUGGCAGAACCAGCACCGUAUCAUGAGCUCGUUGCUAGACUCUACUGCUGUCAGUCGAUAUUAUCUUCUAGAAAACAUGGAAAGCAAGCAGGCAAUUUGCGAACUCCUGGGUAGCCACGACUUUGGGGCAUUCAUAUGCCGCUAUGCUGGUAGUAUCGUUAUGACACUUGGGUACGGAAUCCGACUGGAAACAACAGACAACGAUAUUCCCGCCCAACUCCUCGCUGUCAACAACCAUCCCUUCGAUGCCAUCGGCAAUAGCUAUUACCGCGUGGUUGAGCUGUUCCCAAGGUUCUCGGACAACGUGGAACGAGAAACCACCAAGUUCCACAUGAAACAUUUUGAGAUCGGCAAGUCAGCGUCUACGUGGAACUGGGUUCAGAAUGCCCUGAAAACCAAGGCGGGGUCGCAGAUCGCGUCCACAGAACUUGCCUAUGUGAUAGGGACGCUUCAAAAAGCCGGCUUCGAAGUUAUUCUUACCGUUCUACGCCUGAUUAUCAAAGCCAUCGUGCUGUACCCGCAGUGCUUAAAGGAGGCCCAGCGAGAGCUAGAUCGAGUUGCUGGAUCCGACCGGCUCCCUUCUUCUGAAGAUAUCCCUCAAUUGCGAUACGUCAACGCUAUCCUGAAUGAGGCUAUGCGCUGGCAGCCGCCGACUCCAUUUGCAAUUCCACAUGCAACUACGCAGGACGACGAAUACAUGGGAUACCAGAUACCAAGGGGUACAGUUUUCCCUGAUCCGCAUAAAUUCAAACCAGAGCGGUGGAUCGAGAACCCAGACCUUGAACACAGCCCGUUCGGCUUCGGUCGAAGGAUUUGUCCUGGCAGGCAUCUGGGCUGGAACAGCGUUUUCAUUCUCAUGGCACGGCUCAUGUGGGCGUACAAUAUAACUCACUCGUACAAAGAUGGAAAGAGAAUUGAAAUCGACCCGUGGGAUAUCAAAUUGACGUUUACAGCAGCAUCUAAGCCGUUCAAGGCCUCAUUUGAAGUUCGAGAACCGAAGAAGCAAGAGAUCAUAGAGAGGGAGUGGGAGAAUGCGACUAAGGAUCCUGUUCAAAUCAUGGAAGAAAUUGGGCGAAAGACUGAGGUAAGAGGUUAG
Messenger RNA from Aspergillus neoniger CBS 115656, 1464 nucleotides. Its product is annotated as cytochrome P450. Lineage: Eukaryota; Fungi; Ascomycota; Eurotiomycetes; Eurotiales; Aspergillaceae. The transcript is spliced from 4 exons. The record is from RefSeq and is a predicted model, not a curated record. Gene Ontology annotation, molecular function: oxidoreductase activity, acting on paired donors, with incorporation or reduction of molecular oxygen; heme binding; iron ion binding. Bases 1 to 1464 code for a protein of 487 amino acids.